Molecule: messenger RNA, 1897 nt
Organism: Asparagus officinalis (garden asparagus)
Lineage: Eukaryota; Viridiplantae; Streptophyta; Magnoliopsida; Asparagales; Asparagaceae
Product: putative E3 ubiquitin-protein ligase RING1a
Exons: 2
Coding region: 421-1668 (415 amino acids)
Biological process (GO): ubiquitin-dependent protein catabolic process
Cellular component (GO): endoplasmic reticulum
Molecular function (GO): ubiquitin-like protein conjugating enzyme binding; ubiquitin protein ligase activity; metal ion binding
Source: RefSeq, a predicted model, not a curated record
CCGUUCUUGUUGUGGGGUCUGCGGGCGUCCCCAACGAACGAGGAAAUCAGGCCGGAAUCGGUGGAAAUUUUCGAUUUUGAUAAAGGGCUUUGGAGUUUGAACAGCUAGGGCUCUUGAUCUUUGUUUCAAGAAUUAGGGUUUUUCGUUGUUGAAACCUGGAAAGAUUGCUUUUUGAUGCCUCACCCUUAAUAAAGUUAGUCAAUUGAUCUUGGGAACGGCAAAAAGAUCCAAUUUUGAUGUUUAAUUUAUUUUUCUGUUUAGUAGGAAUAAAGCUGAAAGGAUCACAGUCGUUUCCUCUCUAUGCUUAUCUGAGUUCUCCUGAAUGAAAAGGUCCCUUUUUUUUAUUGUGGGUUUUGCAGUUUAGGUUAUUGACUUCCUGAUUUCAUCUAAAACCCUAAUUCUUGAACCAAAAGUGAGAAGAUGGAUCGAAAUCUCAAUUUGGGUAUAGACUUUGGUCAUGACCUUUCCCUCAAUGAUCUACCCUUCUCAUCAUCUGGUAUCAAUGAUGUCUUAAUGCAACUACCAUCUCCCGAUGCCCUUCUUCCCCUCGAUGAGAUUCCCGACUCCAGUGAUCAACCUAGGGAACAGACAGGUGGGCCCACAUUGCGGCAACGCCUUCUAGAACAUCCUGAAGUCCGGGUCCGGAUCCGAAGGUUGAUUGAAUCCCGACAACGGUUGGAGAUAACAAGGACUCAUCGAUUAGACGAUGACAAUGAUGGUGGUGGUGGCGGUGGGGCUGGGGAUGACGACGACGAUGAUGACGCCGGUCCUAGACCAGAUCCUGCAACUGAUCCUGAGAGACUGAUGCAUGAUAUCAAGACAUCUGUGAUUAGGAUGCAUAAGUUUUCUGACAGAGCUAUACAGACAGAGAGCUCAGCAGAGGUUAAGAAUGAUGCUGCUUCUGAAUUUGACUGCAACAUAUGUCUUGAAUUGGCUAAAGACCCUGUUGUUACUUGUUGCGGUCACUUGUUUUGCUGGCCAUGUUUGUAUCAGUGGCUUCAUGCUCGUCGUGGUUCCAAAGAGUGCCCAGUAUGUAGAGGGAAAGUGAAGGAAUCGAAUCUAGUUCCUAUUUAUGGAAGGGGGAGUUCAGAAGCUACUGGACAUAAGAAUAAUGGAGAAGAUUUGGAUCUGAAGUUGAAGAUUCCUCCAAGACCGAAAGGGAAGAGGGCGGAAAAUCCGAGGCAGCUGUUUCGAAACCCUUUGUUUGGAAGAAGAACAGAAUAUUUGUAUCAUGAGGUGCAAGAAAUGAUCAAUGAGAGCUUUUUCCAAAGGGGAGGAAGAAAUCCUCAACCUCCUAGAAACCUUCAGUCUAACCCUCUGUCUACUGCAACUUCACCGCCUCAAGUCGAAACAAGAACUCAACCGGCAAAUGUACUUCAAACUUCUGCUUUUGUAGAUACUGUUACUAGACCGCGCCGUUCAGUGCGUCGAAGGGAUCAAGAACGCGUGGCACUUACGGCUUCGCCUUCUCCUAGUCAGGCCUCAACUUCAAGCACAAUGGCGAUGAUUGAGGGUGAAAGUGUUGUUCCUGAUGCAUCAUUGGAAGCUAAUAACAGGGGUGGAAGUCCUAUGGUUCUUAGGAGAGCAAGAAACAGGCCCUCGAGCUCCUCUGGCUCAUCGGAUGUUAAUGGAGGUUCACGUAUGCGCCAAAGAAGAAGGAUGAACUGAACUCCUUUACUAUCCUUCCCUUUACAGUGUUCUAUAUAUUGGAUGUAUAGAUAUUUUUAUAGGGAGUAGUCAAAAUGCUUGAAGCAUGCUUCUGGAUUUGCUUUACAAAUGAGUGCAUAUGGCAUUUGGAAGUUUUUAGUCUGGAGUUAUAUGCUGGAUAGUCUUUUGGCAGCUAUUAUUGUCUGUGCAAAACCUUGUUUAUAUAUAUAUUUCUCGAGAAAUCAUGAAA